UCUCUUCAAAGCUGCAUAGAGAGUGACUCUCCCGUGCAUCGCAGCUGCUUCUUUGCUGAUUUGUAUGGCCACAAGGAGCGUCCUCUUGGCCCUCGUGGUCCUUGACUUACUCUUCUAUAUUCCACCAGGUAGAAGUGGACCCAAUGUCUACAUACAAAAAAUCUUUGCUUCAUGUUGGCGACUGCACGGUACUUGCCGGACAAAAUGUUUAAAAAACGAACAAUAUCAUAUUUUUUGUGAUACUACACGUUUGUGCUGUGUAAACCCAAAAUAUUUACCUAUACUGACUGGGAAAUAG
Messenger RNA from Pongo pygmaeus (Bornean orangutan), 298 nucleotides. It is a transcript of the gene DEFB135, whose product is annotated as defensin beta 135. Gene Ontology annotation, biological process: innate immune response. The coding region runs from base 65 to 298 and encodes 77 amino acids. The transcript has 2 exons. Gene Ontology annotation, cellular component: extracellular region. The record is from RefSeq and is a predicted model, not a curated record. Lineage: Eukaryota; Metazoa; Chordata; Mammalia; Primates; Hominidae.